Anolis carolinensis (green anole) is the source of this 6616-nucleotide messenger RNA. RefSeq names its product DDB1 and CUL4 associated factor 12 (gene dcaf12). Gene Ontology annotation, cellular component: Cul4-RING E3 ubiquitin ligase complex. The transcript has 9 exons. Lineage: Eukaryota; Metazoa; Chordata; Lepidosauria; Squamata; Anolidae. Bases 257 to 1627 code for a protein of 456 amino acids. The record is from RefSeq and is a predicted model, not a curated record. Gene Ontology annotation, molecular function: protein binding.
CGUGCGCGAGGGCGGCCGUCAAGCGCGGUCGCCGUAGAAGCGGCCCGACGGUGGCAAAAUGUCGUGAGCGGGGCCUGUUGUGAGGAAGGCGGUCGGCGAGGAGAAGAAGGAAGGAAGGAAGGCAGGAAAGAAGGCAGGAAGGCGGGCAAGGAGAGCGGGAGGGAGGAAGGGAGCAGGCCGAUGCUCGGAGGGAGGCGCCGGGCGGCGAGGGCCCUUCCCCGCUGCCGGCCCCCCAUGCGGCGCCCCCUCCGCCGCCAUGGCCCGCAAGACAGCUAGCAGGAAGCGCCGGGCCCAGGCCGGGAGGGCCGCCCGACCCGAGGACCAGGACGAGCAGGACGAGCAGUAUGGCUGGGAUCACUCAGUCCACAAAAGGAAGCGGCUCCCACCCGUCAAACGGUCGCUGGUCUGCUACCUGAAAGGGAGAGAGGUGCGGCUGCAGAACGAGUCCAGCUACCACCGGCUGUUGCACGGAUAUGCUGCCCAGCAGCUGCCCAGUCUCCUGAAGGAAAGAGAAUUUCACCUCGGGACCCUCAAUAAAGUGUUUGCCUCUCAGUGGCUGAAUCACCGGCAAGUGGUGUGUGGGACAAAAUGCAACACGUUGUUCGUGGUCGAUGUCCAGACUGGUCAAAUUACCAAGAUCCCCAUUCUAAAGGACCGGGAGCCUGACAUAGUCAACCAGCAGGGUUGUGGAAUUCAUGCCAUUGAACUGAACCCUUCAAGGACCCUCUUGGCUACCGGAGGCGACAACCCCAACAGCCUUGCGAUUUAUCGUCUGCCGACGCUGGAUCCAGUCUGUGUGGGAGAUGAUGGCCAUAAAGACUGGAUAUUUUCAAUUUCAUGGAUCAGUGACACCAUGGCUGUUUCUGGUUCCCGAGAUGGUUCAAUGGGGCUCUGGGAAGUGACGGACGAAGUGCUGUCCAAGAGCGAUGCGAGGCGCAACUUGUCUCGAGUUCCUGUCUAUGCUCACAUAACACACAGGGCUCUGAAGGACAUCCCCAAGGAAAACACCAACCCAGACAACUGCAAGGUCCGGGCUCUUGCUUUUAACAACAAGAACAAGGAGCUGGGAGCUGUGUCCUUGGAUGGGUAUUUCCACCUCUGGAAAGCUGAAUACACGCUGUCAAAGCUGCUGUCCACAAAGUUACCAUAUUGCCGUGAGAACGUUUGUCUGGCCUAUGGUCAGGAGUGGUCGGUAUAUGCAGUUGGAUCUCAGGCCCACGUCUCUUUCCUGGACCCAAGGCAGCCUUCUCACAACGUGAAGUCCGUCUGUUCCAGGGAGCGAGGCAGUGGUAUUCGCUCCGUGAGCUUCUAUGAACACAUUAUUACGGUGGGGACAGGGCAGGGUUCCUUGUUGUUCUAUGACAUCCGAGCCCAGAGGUUCCUGGACGAGAAGCCACCGCACAGUUGCUGUGCGUCGAAAUUAGGAGGAAGUGAAAUUCUCAAGUUGUCUACGGGCAAAGGUUGGCUGAAUCAUGACGAAACCUGGCGGAAUUACUUUUCAGACAUCAGCUUCUUUCCAAAUGCCGUUUACACCCACUGCUACGACUCGUCUGGCACGAAACUCUUUGUGGCAGGAGGCCCCCUUCCGUCUGGACUCCACGGGAAUUACGCUGGUCUCUGGAGCUAAUAACUCUCUUCCAAAAUGAGGCUUGCGCUCUCGUGUGGCUUCCUCCCUUUUCGCCCACAUUUCCAUUCCUUUUCAAACAAACAAACAAACAAGAGAAAUUGUGUGACUACAUUGUUCUCUUCUGCUUUUGGUGCAAGGGGGGGUUAACUUUGCUUUUUGGGGGAGGGGGAUUAUUCUACUGAUCUCCUGGCAGGUUUAUUUUGUACAUUUUGAACUUUUUUGUUUUGUUUAAUCUUCUUUGAUCUUUAUACAGUGGGUUUUUAAACACACCCCGUUCCCCCUUUUUAUUGCCUUUCCUCAAACUGGCGGAGUCUUUGCCCUGAGCUCGGGGUGACCAACCAACCAUACAUGCCCCUCCACUCCUUCCUUCACCAUGAGGCAGGAAACCCUCCAUUAGAUCGGCUGCUGCCGAGCUUUCUGUGAAAGCCCAGGGGCUGUGUGUGCAUGUGUGGGAGUGUGUGUGUGUGUGUGUGUCUGUAUGCGUGUAUGUGUGUACGGGUACUUUGUUAGUCACAUUACCUGGAAUAAAAAGCUACUUGUAAUUAAAAGAAAAAAAUUAAAAAGUAUUUAUAUUAUGAGAUACAUUACUACUUUAUCCACAGAGCCCAGCUUGCAUCUGGCUUCCUCUGAUAGUUCGAAAAGUACAAGUUUAAUGAUGCCCCAUAGGUCACUGUGGUCCAUUGGUGGUGAGCUUGAUGCUUACACUGUCCUUCUUUAGCCCAUGGGCCACCUUCCUUGCCUUUUCUUUCCUUUACUCGUUCCCUGCCUAUUUCUGUAAGGAUGGCCAAGGUGAAGGCUUUGGUUGUUGGGACACAGGUGAAGGUUAGUUGGGUUAAUUGCUCAUCAGCCUUUAAGUGUGAUUUUGGUGGAGAAGAAAUCGGAAGGCUGCAUUACAUGUGUAUGGUGUUUGAUUUGAGCCGAACCGUCGUGGAGAAGGGAGGCGGGGAGGAGGGUGCUAAUGUCUUUUGAAGUUUUUUGUCUCCGGUGUCUUGCCAAUAAACAGUUUCAAAUAGCCUCAGUUUCACCUUGGCUUGCUAGCCAAGCGGACACAAGUGGUCAAAGCCUUCCUUCCAAAUGCUGUGUCCCAUCAUUAACUUGUUUCUGAAGGAUCCUCCCCAAGAAAUGACUCUGCAGCACAUUGCCUCCAGGUGUAGCAGAGGAACAGGAAUGGCUUCUUUGCAGGCAGGAUGAGCGCCAUAGCAUUAUAACCCAGAACAAUGCUGGGACAUUGAAGCACAUCAGCAUUAAGUGUUUGGAUUAGGCUAAACCAGGAAUGGCUGAUCAGUUUGCUAGGCAUGUUGCAAUACUAUGAGAGGACUGCUGGUGUCUUGUACAAAAGAGUGGAAUUCUUCAUUGAGCCCCAAGAACGUUCCUUGUAGGAGACAUAAUCUGCUGCAUCUCUCUCCAUGAUGCUUUGCUCCUGACUGGUCUCUUUCUAGAUUCCCUCUGUUGACAUCCGGGUCAUUCUGUCUCAUUGCUCAGCCUUUUGACAUGACAUGGAUAUGUUUGAUUAUCCCAGCACAGAUUUGCAGGAGGGCUGCCUGCCCUUGUUUUGGUAGCAUGCUUUAGCAAAUGUACAAAAAACCUCAAGGAAACGAGGCUUGGCCUGCAGUGAGGGCAAGUAGUAAAGAGUUAGAGUUGUGGGAAGAUAGACAGUGAUCCACAGUGACCCUGCAGCAUGCUACUUUUUGGGCUCUAGAUACUAACAGCUGUUUCAUUUGAAAUUGUGGAGUGCAGGAAACAUAGAUAUCACUGAUUUGAAUAUAGUCUGCAGAGCAAAAAAAUACAUUUACAUAAUCAUGGAUGGCAUGCUUUUACAUUUGUGUAUUGUGGCUAACAGCUCAUGGAUGCUUACUCUGAAGUCUGUCCCAUUGAAGUAUCCUGGACUGAUCCAUAGAAUUGCAGCAUUGCCUGCUUGGCUCCAUUACAGCUGAUACUAGGGCACAUCAUAUCAGAAGAGUUGGAAGAGGCCCCAGAACCAUCCAGUCUUUGUUUAAUAACCUCCAGAAAAAGACUCCACCAAACUCAAAGGCACAUAUUCCAAUGUAGAACUGCCCUUUCUAUUGUCUUAGUCCCUACAGCACCCAAAAACAAGAUUGUUCCCUUCUCAAUGUGACCUCCUUUCAGAUAUUUAAACAUGGCUUUCCUGUCCCCUUCUCUCAACCUUCUCUUCCCCAAACUAAACAUGCCUAGCUCCCGCAACCAUUCCGCAUAGGCUCAAGACCUUUUGAUCAUGUUAUUGUCACCCUUCUUUGGACAUGUUCUAGCUUGUCCAUAUCUUGAAUUGCUUUGCCCAGAGCUGAACGCAGGGUUAUUCCAGGUGAGGAAUAACAGCAGAACAGAGUGGGACCAUUAUUUCCCACAGUUUAUAGACAUAGGAUUCCUAUAGACGCAUCCUAGAAUCCCAUUGACCUUUUUAGCUGCUGCGUCACACUGUGGACUCAUGUUUAUUUCGUGGUCUCCUAAGACUCCUAGAUCCUUUUCACUGGGACUGUCUUCAAGCCAGGUGUCACCUAUCCUAUAGCUCUGCAUUUCAAUAGCAUUUCUCCAUGUUGACAUUCAUUUUGAGUUUUGGCCUGGCUGUAUAAGCUGCAAAGCUCCUUUGAUACUUCGCAGAUUCGGUCUCUAGUAUCUGAAGUUGAAAGGAGUGCAGCAGGCAGCAGAGCUGGAAAAAGACAUUUGGUUUAGAUUUUGGAAAGGCAUUGGCUCAUUAAUAGUGUUAUGAGGAUACGAGAGGAUAAAUGGAGAAAGCAGCUUUUUCAGAUAGCCCUGCUCUUUCUGUUGCAUGUAUGAUGAUCUGAACCAUGAGCAGAUUUUCUGAAAUGUGAAUUAGAAGCAGAGCUUUCUUUUGCUUGAAGCCUGGAAAAGAUGGUUGUAAAAUCUCUCCGAAAGUAGAACUGGCCGUUCAGAAAGGGCUUCUCUUUACUCUGAAGCUGAAUUUUCAAAGCAGGUGCUUGAAAGACAGUCCUUUUCUCUACAGAAGUGUUUGAAGUUAUUCUGCCAGGGAAACACAACACACAAAGCUAUUCUGGAGUUAAAAAUGUGUGUUUCUCUGAAAAGUUCGUGGCAAAGCCCUGGAUUCUUUCCCUGCUCUUCCUGAUCAAUCCCUCUGAGAAUAACCCUGUCGUUAAUUGGGAUAUUAUUAUGCUUCCUAAUGUGGAGUGCUUCCAAAGAUUGUUUUUUCCCUCCUUGAAAGCGAGUAUUAGAAGCGGCCUUUUGAGAGAUGCUACCAGAAUGUAAUGUAAAGCUCACUGGGGAGCAGCCUUUUUCCUUUCUGAGCUUCCAGGAAUGAGUAGUUCACUUUUCAUCAGUAAAUUUGCACAUCUCUAUAGGAUUCAAGCACAACAUGCAAUUUCACCCACUUGCUUUGGUGCAGCAAUAAUGUCUAGAGAGCAAUAAUUUCCUUCUCGCAAUUACACACUCUUUGAAAAUAAUAAAAACCACAGCUUGGUGGAGAUCAUCAAAUGCUACUUUAAAUAGGAGUGUAGGGUUGUCUACAGUACAUUUACUAAAAGCCAUUGUGAAUAAGACUGUUACUGGAGCCAUCCUGUGAAGCAUGUGGUCCCCCUCAUGCCAAAGCCAUGAUUCAGCUCAUUCCGUUGUCAUUCAUAAGAGAGAGCAUUUGAGUCCUUUGACUCAAGUAUUUCCAUCCAGGGGAAGUUACCCAGCACUGCAGAAGAAAAACAAAGCAAUUACCAGAAAUUAAUUAAUUAUAUUGUAUAGUAUAUAGAAUAUCUAGCUGAGUGCUUAGGGGUGAAAUCUUGUGUUGUAGCUACUAUGGGAAAAUAACUUAUAGAGUUUUCUUCUUACAGGAGAAAACUAUUGUCAGAUCGAUAUGUGAUAUAAGGAUAUUUGUUUCUUCAUUUAUAAUAGGACUUAAAUUAUAUGCCCUCCAAAUUCCUUUCCCCCCAACUAUAAACCUCCUUGGGCUGUGGGUUUGUGGUUCCUUGUUGUUUUGUGAGGCUUCAAUUUUUGAAAUAGAAGUAAAUACAGUUUCAUUUUCAGCCAUGGAAGAAUGGUAAUGAUCAAUGGGAGUGACAGAAAAUGACUUUCCAACCUUUAUUGCAGGGAUUCCCAAACUUGGAUGCUUCAAAUGUUUUGGACUUUUAGCUCCCAAAAUGCCUGACCAUUGGCCCAGCUGGCUGAGAGUUAAAAGUCCAGAACAUCUGGAGCGCUGUUUGGGAACUACUUCUCUCUCAUAUGCCAGCUUUGGAGUUAUAGUGUGUAUGACUUUGUAAACUUUACUUAGCCCAUACCUUCAUUUAGUUGGAAAAGACAAUCUUGCCAUGGGCAGAACCAAUGGGGCUUAUUUUACCCAGAAUCUCUGGAUUCUCCAGCACAACUCUGUGCUUAACUUCAGCCAGAAAUUCCUAUAGUGACAGCAUUAAAUCUUUUAACAAUCCUACAAAAUUCCAACCUACAGAUGCGGAAGGCCAGCUGUUCUCGAAUUAUCUUCAGUACAUGAAUGUGUGCAUGAGCAUUGAGCUGAUCAUGGAGAGAGAUGCACCCGAGGUAGAAUGACACAUAUUUGGGAUGAUAGGAUUCCCAUUCAGCCUUAGGAAUUUGCCUCCCUUUAAGUCAAAGACCAUGCCAUGUGCUGGGUCCAAGGCCUCAUUAAACUUGUACUUUUGAAGCCUGGCCUGGUGCCCCUGCUCAGCUGGCAUCCAUAGCCUCCCACAGUCUCAGGGUUUAUAUAUGUUCACACCAGUUUCCAUCCAAAGGACAACAACAACAACAACACACUGGACCAAUCGGAGGUUAACGUGCCUUUCUCUCGCGGUACCUUGAACUUAGCAAAAGCUGCUUACAAUGGGAUCUGCUGUUUCUCGCUGUCUUCGAACCGAUACUCGUUUUGUCUUCUUUUUUCUAUAUAUAAAAAAUAAUAAUGUGUUCUAAUUCACAAACCAACUUGUUCUGUGGAUUGUAAUAUAUGCCCUUCCCCAUAUUAGUUGUUGAGGAGUGCGGUGUAUAAAAUCAAAUGUGUGGUCA